This is a messenger RNA of Medioppia subpectinata, 882 nucleotides long. Lineage: Eukaryota; Metazoa; Arthropoda; Arachnida; Sarcoptiformes; Oppiidae. The record is from the annotation of a GenBank genome assembly.
AUGCCAGGUAUGAAAAUGCCUGAAAUCUGUGCCUUAGAUGAAGACAAUUGUCUUUCGUUGGACGCGAUUUUGCGGGCCUUUCACUGCGGGACCAAAGAGGAGCAGACGUGGGCUCUCAUCCAUCAGUCCAUCGCAGCGCUUAAGGAAGAGCUGAUGCAAACCAACGACAACUACUCAUUCCUUAAGCCAAACACACUAUACAUCAAAAACAAUGGCAAAGUUGACGUCAAGUCGUGGCGCGACAUAUCAACAGAAAGACCACAACCCGUGUCAGUAACCACUCUUGUGUCGUCCAUCGGAUCCAUUAUUUAUAAGGCCUUGGAUUACGGCGCCGAUGAAGACGAAGAGAUCAUUAUCUCUCAGAGUUUGGAGAAGGCAUUUGAGAGAAUGACUGAAGACACGGAUGAAGAGAUGGACGACGAGGGCAUUUGUAACGAUAGUUUCUGCGAAAAAAGUUUACAUCACUUAUUGGACGAAUUGUUGAACAGAUGUCGAGAGCGCAUGAUUGACAGCACAGACAUCAGUGAACACUAUCGGCAAGUCUGCAGAGCACUGGUCGCCGAAGCCAUCGAAAUGUCGACAUUUUUGAAUCAGAUUACGAUUGGAACACAAGAACUGAAGAAAAGUCAUCGCAUCGACAACGAAGAGGUGGAGAACAUUCACGUGGAAGUGUGGGCUCACCUCUGGAUGAAAGUGAUGAGACAGUUAAGGGUUGGCGUCUCUCUCAGUCAUAUCGAUCGGCGAGAGGCGGAAAACAGGAAUCAAAAAGAGUACGAAUUGACACCAUUUGAGAUGCUUUUGGAUGACAUCAACUCCAAGAGGUAUUCGCUGAAGAAAGUGGUUCUACCGAAACGUGUGGAGAAAGACGCCCGCAAUUUGAUC